Lathyrus sativus (Indian pea) is the source of this 624-nucleotide messenger RNA. The record is from the annotation of a GenBank genome assembly. NCBI's taxonomy places the organism in Eukaryota, Viridiplantae, Streptophyta, Magnoliopsida, Fabales, Fabaceae.
AUGAGCUACUCAACCUUAAUCCAAACCAACUCUCCUAACAAUCAUGAAGGAGAAGACAAAGACUUCUGUUUCUGGACUUCACCGUCUUUAGAAUCUUCAAGGAGCAAAGAUAUUUUGGAAGGAAAGAAGGAACUUAUGGAGAUGAUGCAGCGCAUGCCGGAGUCGAGCUUUGAACUCUCUUUCCCAGAAGCUAAACUUGAACCAGAACCGGUGGAAAGUAAAGUUCAACAACCUCAACACAAAAAGAUGAAUGAGAAGAAGAAAAUAAAGAAGGAAAACAAAAGCAACAGUACUGGUAGACAUGGUAAGAUAUUGAGGGCUGAAAGCAUGGACAGUGAAACAUUCUUACUGAAGAUGGUUUUUCCAACUUCUCUUGAUUGGAAGAAGAAGAAUACUAAAAGAAAAAAUGGUUCCAAGGUAGAAGAAAAAGAUAAAGAAUGGAGAAUCAAAAGAUUUUUCACUCAACAUAGACAAAAUACUCGUAGCAGUAGUAGUAGCAGCAACAAUAGCAAUGACAAAAGCAGGUAUGUUGAUCGCAGCUUCUCAUUCUCACAAGGUUGCUUCCCAUUCUUUGAUCAUAUAAAAAGCAAAGUAAAGAAGAACACUUUGAGACUUGGAGGAUGA